AUGGCCCAGAAAGAAUCGGAAUCGGAAAUCCCCGAGACGAUGGAAGCAUCGUCAGCGGCGGUGCCCGACCCUCCAGAUGGGGGAUUAACUGCAUGGACACAGGCCGUGAUGGGCCACCUGGUGGCGUUCAAUACUUGGGGAUACAUCGCGAGCUUUGGUGUUUUCCAAGCAUACUAUCAAUCCAACCUGGGCGUCUCUUCCUCGGCAAUCUCUUGGGUCGGAUCGUUGCAAGUCUUUCUCAUCUUCUUUGUGGGGACCUUUUCAGGCCGCGCAUUGGAUGCUGGUCUUUUCCGCCAGACUUUCUACAUUGGGGUGUUGCUCCAGCUACUGGGGGUCUUCAUGACCUCCCUCGCCACUCGUUACUGGCAGAUCCUCCUCGCGCAGGGAGUCUGCACCGGCUUGGGAAGUGGCCUGCAGUUCUGCCCCGUGAUGGGGCUGGUGGCCACCUAUUUUUCCAGCCGGCGGGUCUUUGCCUUGGCUUUCUGCCUGGUGGGGAGUAGCACCGGAGGCAUGCUGUUCCCCGGGCUGGUAAAAUGCCUCAUACCUGCGAUCGGAUUGGCGUGGACGAUUCGCGUGCUGGGAUUUGUUAUGUUGGCGGCAAGCGUUCCCGCCGUCUUGUUGCUGCGGCCGCGAUUGCCCCCGCGUCGAUCGGGACCUUUGGUGGACUGGAUCUCCUUCAAAGAACCCACCUACGUCCUCUUCAUUCUUGGCAUGUUUCUCAACUUCUGGGGUCUCUAUUUCGCCUUUUACUACGUGGGGGCCUUUGGACGCACGAACAUUGGUCUGACCUAUUCGGAUUCUACCAAUCUGAUCAUUGUGACCAACGGCGCUGGCGUGUUCGGCCGUCUGAUUCCCGCUUACCUGGCCGAUCGUUACUUUGGUCCACUCAACACGAUCAUUCCGUUGAGCCUGGGAGCCAGUCUGAUGAUGUUCUGCUGGGCGGCAGUCCACUCGACAGGGGGGCUCUACGCCUUUGCCAUCUUGUAUGGUAUUUUUUCCAAUGGCGUCCAAGGUCUCUGGCCUUCAACCCUAUCCAGCUUGACCUCGGACUUGAGUAAGACGGGAAUCCGCAUUGGCAUGGGAUUUACGGUAGUAAGCUUGGCUUGCUUGACGGGCCCUCCACUGGGCGGCGCUCUCAUAGCGAAGGCGCAUGGUUACAUUGGCGCGCAGAUCUGGGGCGGGCUGUCGUUUGCGCUGGGCGCUGCCAUCCUUGUUCUUGCACGAUAUUUGAAGACUGGAAAGAGCAUGAAGGUCAAGGUGUGA
Penicillium oxalicum is the source of this 1263-nucleotide messenger RNA. RefSeq lists its product as uncharacterized. The coding region runs from base 1 to 1263 and encodes 420 amino acids. Gene Ontology annotation, cellular component: fungal-type vacuole membrane. The record is from RefSeq and is a predicted model, not a curated record. Gene Ontology annotation, biological process: transmembrane transport. Lineage: Eukaryota; Fungi; Ascomycota; Eurotiomycetes; Eurotiales; Aspergillaceae. The transcript has a single exon. Gene Ontology annotation, molecular function: transmembrane transporter activity.